GAUCUACAGAAAGCAGUUCGACGGAUGUGGCACCAUUGGAGCCACAUGGAGUACCACUUCACGUUUGUCUCCGUGCGGCCAGUCAGUUCCUACGACCACUUCAUCAGUCACGAUUGGGGGACUCCUCGUUGGAUGAAAGUCCUCUCUUUGAUGAUCGUCUUCAAUGCACCUGCGCGAGGCAUCAUGGGACUCGGAAACAAUUUGGAGUGUUCGCAGGAACUCACCGUGCUUUGGUCGCCGCGAUACUUCACUCGGCUUUGGUGCACCUACGAGAUUGCAAUGUUCCUCCGCCGACCCGAGCGCUUGCGGAAAAUCCAUCUGGUGCCCGUUACUAUGCCGGUCAUUCUUUGCCUCUUCAGCGCAGCAUGGCUCUGUGUGCGAUUGCAGCUCACCGUUGUGGAGUCUGUGACCAUCGAUUGGGACCUCACCGGCUUGAGGCUACUUGUGAGGAUCGGCCUAAUGCUUCUGUUGGUUCCGGUCUUCGUGAUGCAGAGCUAUUCGGGAAUGGGUUUGGUCCAAGACUUGGAGAAGCUGCCUAAGCAGCUACAAGAGUUCAGCAUUUCAGACAGCCAAUGUUCUUGCUGCUUCUUCGAGCACAGACAUCCCAAAACUGGCAAAAGGAUCAUGUGUGACAGGGAAGUUGUGUACCAGGCGGUGAGUGAUUCGUAUGAUGACCAAGAAGUCAGACGUACCUAUUUCCACGAGGUCUCACGAACAACGUCCGGCCUAGAUGUCUUUGAUGGGGCAGUCAGGAGUCAGCUGUCUGAUAGAAUUUCAGAACAGCGCUUGAGCAGCAGUCUUAUUCCUCUUGACCUCUUCAUUUACAUGGUUUGGGCCUGGGACAUUCCUUGGCUUGCGCCAAGACUCCAUCUCAUUUCCCAAGUUGGUAACCUUGGCCGCCACCCGGAAUAUGAGCAUUAUGACGACCUCUUGCGAGUCUUGUAUGCAUUGGCAGACAUGAUUCACUGGGCGAAGACGCUGCCAUCCAUCCUAGUACUGCUCUUGGUGUCCAUGCGGCUAUGGAAAUUGAUGUCACGCUGGAAAUGUUGCCCUCGGAUUGUGCGGGCACUUGCCUCCGUGCCCAUGGUCAUUCUGAGCACUCUGCUUGUUUUCCUAACCAUAUCACUUGCAUGGGACUUGACCGAGGAUGACUGGAACCCUUUGAACACACUGCCUUUCACCUUCUUCCU
This is a messenger RNA of Symbiodinium necroappetens, 1190 nucleotides long. Lineage: Eukaryota; Dinophyceae; Suessiales; Symbiodiniaceae. The record is from the annotation of a GenBank genome assembly.